Molecule: messenger RNA, 2682 nt
Organism: Plectropomus leopardus (leopard coralgrouper)
Lineage: Eukaryota; Metazoa; Chordata; Actinopteri; Perciformes; Serranidae
Source: RefSeq, a predicted model, not a curated record
AAAAACAGUAUUUGACACACUUUAAUUCGCCGUGCUUAAAAUGUAGCUACACUAAAAAACGCCAAGUGGUUGUUAACAUUAAAAUAUUUCGCUAAAUUGCUAAAAAGUGUCGAACUAAAUAACCUGAUUUAUUGAGUCAUGAGACGUUUCCCUCUGCCAGAAAGCACUUGCGUUUUUCCACUUAAGUUUUAUUUCUUUUUUUAUGACGUUAAGUAGCUAACUCUGUCACAUUUGGAAAGCAGCAGAUGCAGCCGUCUGGCCCCUCUUCCCCCAGCUGUGCCUCCACCUCUGACUGCUUCCCCCUCAGCCACCGCAGCUCAGCUCAAUGUGGAAGUGAGAGUCCAGAUGAAGCACAGAAACACGAAGUGAGAGCAAAUAACACGCCUACAGAUCCCUUCAGAAUGACGUCUGUUGUGCGAUUCUACAUAUGCUACCUCCUGUGUCUGGGCCUGGGCUUGGCCUGCGUGGUGUGCGUGUGUGUGUGGAACAGCCAGUGGCGUGGCGGUUUCGCCUGGGAUGGUACAACCCUGCAGUUCAACUGGCACCCUGUCCUGAUGGUAACCGGUCUGGUUGUGCUGUACGGCAUCGGAGCUGUGUUGUACCGCAUCCCCCUGACCUGGGGUCAGAACAAACUCCCCUGGAAGCUGCUGCAUGCUGCACUGAUGCUCAUCACCCUGAUCCUGUCCAUUGUGGGGCUUUGUGCUGUGUUUGAUUUCCACAAUGCUAAACACACUUCCAACCUCUACUCCUUGCACAGCUGGAUUGGAAUCACUGCUGUAGCUCUUUUUGCCAUGCAGUGGGUGGUGGGUGUGGCUGGCUUCCUCCUGCCCUGCACCCCUGUAUCACUACGUGCACUCCUGAAACCCGUCCAUGUGUGGAUGGGAGGCAGCAUACUGUGGCUCAGCAUAGUUGCCUGCAUCUCUGGAAUCAACGAGAAACUCAUCUUUGUUCUUAGUGGAACUGAGCCAUAUUCUAAGCUUCCAUCUGAGGCUGUGUUGGGGAAUUCAUUAGGAGUUUUGAUUGUUGCCUUCGGCUUGGUGGUCCUUAAGAUUUUGUCCAACCAGGAAUGGCAGCGACCAGACUCCAGACCUGAGGAUCUGGCUUACACGCCCUUGCUUCGAGAGGAAAGUGAAUGAUGGGAAUUUCAAAAAUGCUAACUGCUUCAAAUCUUUCCAUGCAAAAUCAGUUCAACCAUCACAGAUCACCAUUCCCCAUAACAAGCCAAAAACUUUGACUUUGAAUGUACAUGCAGCUGUCUAAACCGUGUGAGAAUUAUCGUUGUGUUGUGGGUGCAAAUAUUUAUUCAAAUUAUAUUUAAGUUUGCUUUUUUUGCCAAAGAAUUAAAAAAAAGUUUGAUUAAAGCAGUGACAUUUUUUCAUUUAACUCUCAUGGUUAACUAGCAAGCUAGCUGGGGGAACCUAGAGUUUUAUUUUUUUUUUAUAUGUACUUUGCAAGAUUUUCAAGAAAGACAGACAAUAUACAAACAAAUAAGAAAGUAAUCCCUCUCAGUCGUCACUUAAGGACCCACCAGAAGCAUGUGGUGGUGUAUUUAUCUUCAUAGACCCUCUGAGUGUUUUUUUGUAUUAUUUUUGUAUUUUCAGCGUGCACGUGAGGUCUGGAUUUGAAAAAAAAAAAGGUACCAACCAAGUAACUGCAACCUGACUGGUUCAUGGAGGCAUUCAAGCACAAGGUGGUAAUUCUGGUUUCAUCUUUGAGCUUCAACUCAACUCCGCUGUGCAGACUUCUGUUGACUCAAAACACUGAGACAGCUGAUAUCAUCCCCUAAAGAGUCCUUGUAAUCUUUCUGUCAACAGUGGGAUGGAAUUUGGCUCCAUAAUCAAAAGAUAACAAGACAGAGCAAGAACAUAGAAGUUAGCCAUAGGUGUGAUUAGGCUGAUGCUCUUCCAAGGCUUAUUGGUCCACCACAGACUGGCUGUCCAGAGUGUGUUGUUACACCUCAAUAUCAAAUCAGUGCUGAAGAACUUUGUUUGCUAAAACCACAAAAGGCAGAAGUAAAGAAAACCCCAGAGGGGAGACUGCAGUGACUGUGUAACAUAAAGGAACAUAUAACUGUGCAAAUAAAACCAGCAGCAGACAGUAGACAGAGUUACAGAAGGACGCCACUGAGUGUAGAUUCACAACUCCCUUUCAAAUGGAAAGCCUUGGAGGAUGUUUGGUACUUGGUAGUGACCUUGAAGGACCUGAGGGAAUGCAAUUCCCAGGACAGCAAAGCCAUGACUCCCUCCACUCCGCUCCAAUUGGCUAGCACUUGCUGCCUUUGUUGGUUGAUUGAUUAGAUUUAGGCAAGAGGAGAGAUUUCUUAAUGUUAGUAUUAAAUGUCAAGCCAAUCAGAAUCAGAGUAAGGCAGAGUCAACUGAGUUUUGCGUUUGCUUACAGGCUGCCGGGGAAAGCAAAUUUGCUAAGGAGAAACAGCUAGCCAAAUGGCUGAAAUGUCUUUCCACUGAAAAAAGAAAGUUGUGCCUGCAGUUUUUUGUGAUGCAUUCAGAUGCCUCUCACAAGCAUUUAAACUUCUGAAAUGUUGGUUGGUUUGAUUUAUUUAAAAAACCACAGGGAAAAGGCAAGAAAGGCAAUUUGGCAAGAAGUGUUCCACCAAAUGCAAAAAAAAAAAAAAAAAAUCUGAAAAUGUGAGAAAAGGGAAAGGUAGAGAGAUUAUUAAAAAGA